Elephantulus edwardii (Cape elephant shrew) is the source of this 393-nucleotide messenger RNA. RefSeq names its product histone H2A type 2-A-like. NCBI's taxonomy places the organism in Eukaryota, Metazoa, Chordata, Mammalia, Macroscelidea, Macroscelididae. Bases 1 to 393 code for a protein of 130 amino acids. The transcript has a single exon. Gene Ontology annotation, cellular component: nucleosome. Gene Ontology annotation, molecular function: DNA binding; structural constituent of chromatin; protein heterodimerization activity. The record is from RefSeq and is a predicted model, not a curated record.
AUGUCUGGCCGAGGCAAACAAGGAGGUAAGGCUCGUGCUAAGGCUAAGUCGCGCUCCUCCCGCGCUGGCCUGCAGUUUCCGGUGGGCCGUGUUCAUCGCCUACUGCGGAAAGGCAACUAUGCCGAGCGGGUUGGAGCCGGCGCACCAGUCUAUAUGGCUGCAGUGCUCGAGUACCUAACGGCGGAAAUCCUGGAGCUGGCGGGCAAUGCUGCCCGCGACAACAAAAAGACUCGCAUCAUUCCCCGGCACCUGCAGCUAGCCAUUCGGAACGAUGAAGAGCUCAACAAGCUGUUGGGCAAAGUCACUAUUGCUCAGGGCGGCGUUUUGCCCAACAUCCAGGCAGUGUUGCUUCCAAAGAAGACUGAAAGCCACCACAAGGCAAAAGGCAAGUGA